AUGAAGUCGACUGAAAUCAGUGGAGUGAAGGUAUACAACUUAACAGCGGGGAAGACGUUGCCACAGUGGCUCACAGAGAAACAGCGCCGUCAGUUACGUAAAGAUGAAGAUUUUAAAAAGCGAAUAGAGUUGAUACAAGACACUGAGUUUACUGUGAGUUCGAGGUGCAUCAAAUUUUCACCGGACAACCAAUACUUAGCCGCGUCGGGGAUGUACCCGCCACUUAUUAAAAUGUUUGAACUUGACCAACUCUCAGAGAAGUUUGAGAGAAGACUCGACGCCGAAGUCAUCAAAUUUGAUUUUUUGGAGGACGACUAUUCGAAAUUGAUGUACAUGUUGUCAGACAAUACUAUGGAGUUUCACAACAAAGGUGGGAUUCAAUGCAAAAUCAAAACGCCGAAGACGGGAAGAGAUUUCACAUAUUUUCCAAGUGAUUGUAAUGUAUACAUGGCGACUAAUGACAAAAUUGAUGUGCUCAAUUUGUAUGAAGGGAAGUUCAAUGAUUCGAUUGACAUUGAAAUGCCGAUUAAUUGCUUUGAAAAGUCCGAGAAAUACCAAAUCAUAUUUUGUGGAGAAGAGGAAGGGUCAGUCAGUGUGCUCGACCCACGAGUCGGCAAUUUUGUGUCACGAACACAAGUAUCAAAUCAUCUCGUUAAUCACCUUGAUGUGAACGGGGGUCAAGUGAGUAAAGUCGAAGUGACGUCGAUGGCAUAUGAUGGGAAUCUUCAGUUAUUAGUUGGGACAUCUAAUGGAAAUAUUUUGACUUAUGACAUUCGAUCACAGAACCCACUCCUUUCAAGUUAUCAUCAAAAUAGAAUGCCAAUAGUGAAGUGUAUGUAUCACACAACUCAGAACGGUGAAUUCAGUGUAACUGCUGAUGCCAGUAUUGUUAGAUUUUGUAAAAAAUCCGACGGGAAAUUGGUGUUGCCAUUGGAAGGGUCUAAACGAUCGGUCAUUACUGAUCUUGCUAUUGCUAAUAACUCCGGACUCUGUGUAAUGGCUGGCGACUUCACUAAGUUACAAGUCUUUUAUGUGCCGAUGCUCGGCAUCGCGCCUAAGUGGUGCAGUUUCCUCGAAAACCUUACAGAAGAAUUGGAAGAAGAGGAGGGCCACACUUACGACGACUUCCAAUUUGUGACAAAAAAGGAAUUGGCAGAUCUCGGACUGGAGUCACUCUAUGGUUCACAAUACUUGAAGCCAUACAUGCAUGGGUACUUCAUACACAUCAAGUUGUAUCAACGUGCAGUCGCUUUAAAGUUUGUUUGA
Messenger RNA from Entamoeba invadens IP1, 1266 nucleotides. Its product is annotated as nucleolar protein, putative. The coding region runs from base 1 to 1266 and encodes 421 amino acids. The record is from RefSeq and is a predicted model, not a curated record. The transcript has a single exon. Gene Ontology annotation, molecular function: protein binding. Lineage: Eukaryota; Evosea; Mastigamoebida; Endamoebidae. Gene Ontology annotation, biological process: maturation of SSU-rRNA from tricistronic rRNA transcript (SSU-rRNA, 5.8S rRNA, LSU-rRNA). Gene Ontology annotation, cellular component: 90S preribosome; small-subunit processome; nucleolus.